GCUGCUUCUUAAAUCACACGUUUUGUUUGUUAAUGUUAUGAUUUUACCGAAUCAAUUCUUUUGACCUUGGAUAAAUUUGGAUUCCGGAAGUGUAUUUACAGCUGCUCCCUAGCUAGCUAACAAGUGACUUGCGGAUGUGUUUUUCCUACCUGUAUUCCGCUUUGUGUAAUAUGAUUGGUUGCUAGUGUAUAGUCACAUGCCGUCUGCCAAUCGGUUGAUUCAGAUUUGGAAGGUGUAGCCAAUCAUGGGUGAGAAGGCGGGGUUUGUUGGAUUACGGGUGAGGAAUAGCUAGCUAUCCUGGUUUGACAUAUAGGUGACCUGUUGAGCCCCAUUACCGUGAUGAUGCUGACCAGCCUUUUCAGGUUGCAUGGCCUGUUCGUGGCCUCUCACCCCUUGGAGGUGAUUGUGGGAACGAUUGCUGUGACCAUCUGCCUCAUGUCCAUGAACGCCAUCGCUCUCGGCGACCAGCUCUGUGACUGGAAGUACCAGUGCCCUAAAGCGCAAGAGAAAAUCCUAAGCAGCGACAUCAUCAUCUUAACGCUCACCAGGUGCACGGCCAUCAUCUACAUCUACGUGCAGUUCAAAAACCUGAGGCAGCUCGGCUCCAAGUACAUGCUCGGCAUCGCCGGACUCUUCACUGUGUUCUCCAGCCUCGUCUUCAGCAUCGUGGUCAUUCAUUUCCUCGGCAAAGAGCUCACAGGCCUCAACGAAGCGCUGCCUUUCUUCCUGUUGCUGAUCGACCUGUCUAAAGCCUGCACGCUGGCCAAGUUCGCUCUCAGCUCAAACUCUCAGGAGGAGGUGAGGGAGAACAUCGCACAGGGCAUGGCCAUCCUGGGACCGACCUUCACCCUGGACGCCGUGGUGGAGUGCCUGGUAAUCGGAGUAGGAACCAUGUCUGGUGUGCGGCAGCUGGAGCUGGUGUGCUGUUUUGGCUGCAUAUCCGUCCUGGCUAACUACUUCGUCUUCAUGACCUUCUUCCCUGCCUGUGUCUCUCUGGUGUUGGAGCUUUCGAGAGAGAGCAGAGAGGGGCGGCCCAUCUGGCAGCUGAGUCACUUUGCUCAUGUCCUGAAGGAAGAAGAGGACAACAAGCCCAACCCUGUCACACAGCGUGUCAAAUUAAUCAUGUCUCUGGUGCUGGCGCUGGUUCAUGCACACACACGCCUGCUGGCCGAGUCUCCUUCCAGCAACUCCUCCGGCUCUGCUGUGGGUCUGCACAGCCCCAACAUGGACGCUCACACACCCAUGACCAGUUUGGACAUGGAGCAGGUCAUCACUCUGUCUCUGGCUCUGCUGCUGGCUGUGAAGUACGUCUUCUUCGAGCAGGCGGAGACCGAAUCCUCCCUGUCAAUCAAAACCCCGCAGACCUUCCUGUCCAAUAGGAGAGCAGGAGAGGAGUGCUGUAGGAGGGAUGUAGCUUUACCCAGAAACCCCAACGGGAGACCACCUACGCUUUCCGCUACAGACACGAGAGAUGAAGUGCCUCAGCAGCAGUCGUGUCCUUCUGCUCAGAGACGUGCAGCAGAGGAAGAGUCAGAGGAGAGAGAAACACAAAUCCCUCAAACUUCAGUCCAACCUCGUCCUCUAAACGAGUGCCUGAGUGUCCUCAGAGACCCGCAGCAAGGCCCACGUUGCCUGAGUGAUGCUGAGGUGAUGGCAUUAGUGGAGAACAAGAGCAUUCUGGGAUACCGCCUGGAGGCGGAGCUGGAGACUCCAGAGAGGGGCGUGGCUAUACGUAGGGAGAUGUUGGCAUGUAAGUUGCCCUGCCCCUCAGCCCUGGAGAACCUCCCCUACACAGACUACGACUACUCCAAGGUAAUGGGCACAAACUGUGAGAAUGUGAUUGGCUAUGUGCCUGUGCCAGUGGGCGUGGCUGGACCUUUGCUGUUGGACGGGAAGGAGUUUUACAUUCCUAUAGCGACAACGGAGGGGUGUUUGGUAGCCAGCACCAACCGAGGCUGCAGGGCCAUCACUCUCUCAGGUGGAGCGAGUGCCCGUGUCCUGGCUGAUGGUAUGACUCGGGGUCCAGUUGUUCAGCUGCCGUCAGUGUGUAAAGCUGCAGAAGUGAAAUCCUGGCUGGAGAGUCCUGACGGCUUCAGUGUGCUUAAACACGCUUUCGACAGAAUGAGCAGGUUUGCUCGGCUUGACCGGUUGCAGGUUUGUCUGGCUGGCAGGAACCUCUACAUCCGCUUCCAGUCUCAGACCGGUGACGCCAUGGGCAUGAACAUGCUGUCUAAGGGUACAGAACAGGCGUUAUGCAGGCUGCAAGAACAGUUUCCCGAGCUGCGCGUGUUAGCCGUCAGUGGAAACUUCUGCACCGACAAAAAACCCGCAGCCGUCAACUGGAUCCACGGCCGCGGAAAAUCCACGGUGUGCGAGGCCACGAUCCCGGCUAAAGUGGUGCGAGAGGUGCUGAAGACGAGCACCGCGGCUCUGGUGGAGCUGAACAUCAGUAAAAACCUGGUGGGUUCCGCGAUGGCCGGCAGUAUAGGUGGCUUCAACGCGCAGGCCGCGAACAUCGUAGCAGCGAUUUACAUUGCAUGUGGACAGGACCCAGGUCAGACAGUAGGCAGCAGUAACUGUAUCACUCUGAUGGAGGCUGUUGGGCCAGAUGGAGAGGAUCUGUGUAUUUCCUGUACGAUGCCGUCUAUAGAGCUGGGCACCGUUGGCGGGGGCACAAACUUACCACCACAGCAAGCCUGUCUGCAGAUGCUGGGCGUACAGGGUACGAGUGCAGACCAUCCCGGGGAGAACUCGCGCACUCUGGCGCAGGUUGUGUGUGCAGCGGUGAUGGCAGGAGAGCUCUCGCUCAUGUCUGCUCUCGCUGCUGGACACCUCGUCAAGAGUCACAUGACUUUGAACAGAUCAAAAGUCAACCUUCCGGAAAUGUCCAGAUCGACGAUGAAGGAUCCUUCCUGAUGGAGCAUUCUGGGAAACGGGAGUCUACGAUAUAACGACGACUGCCGAAAUCGACUCUCAGGACCUAUUUUUUUUUUUAUAAAAAAAAGAAAAACUGUCUUUAAAGUCAGCAGAAGGACGCUGAUACAAGCGCAAGCAGAACAUGGAGAAAUAAAUCCCUCUCAGAUCCAUGUUUAGGCUGCUGGAGCUGCUUUGCACUAGCGUUUGGACGAUGAUGAAUGUCUAUGCUCUAACAGUGUUGUGUAUCGUGACUGGGUGAAGCGCUGUGACGGUAUCGAGCGUCGCUAUGUCGAGGCGGAGAUCAUGCACGAGAAGGCGGCCAUUUUCUUUAAUCGAGGUUUACUUGACAACGAAACGAAGGAAGACAUUUAAAGCUGCGGUUAACUACGUGCCGUAGUAACAUCACUACUACAAGCUUGUUCCUUGGUACACUAAAUUCUGGACUGUCAGUGAUGUCUGCUUUGUUUUGAACAGUGUGUGUGUGUAAGUUACAGCUCAGAGUGUAAAAUUAAAGUGUGUAAUACACUGGAUCAUAAACAAAAUGGACUCGUGGCUGAAUAAACAAACACGCUGAAACUAAACAUAACAAGCAAGGAAUCCAUUUAAAAAAAAUGCAUUUACAGUUACAUUUCUCAAUGUGGAACGACCAUGAAACUUCUAGCAGCUAUAACGAUAUGUCGUUCUGUCACUCGCCACAAAGCAAAAAAUAAAUAAAUAAGCAAACACACAGCGUUGUGGCCGAUCCUGCAAAUUAAAAUAUCACUAAAGCCAUAUUUCUCUCAGCUUCAUAAACCUUAUUGUUUUAAAUAUUUAUACUAAUUAAUUUAAAUUCACCAUGGCUGUAUUUUUGUUUUAUAAAAACACCAAAAAAUGUACAAUAAAUAACAGUGCUGGUAUUAAGUUGUCAUUAAAUGCAUAUUUUUAUUUCGAUGAAAUUCUUUUGGAGGAAUUUAUAUUUAAAAAGAAAAAAACAAACCCCACCACAUGCAAUGAUAGACCAUUACCUGAUUUGUGCACAUCGAUAAUCUUCGGUUUCUUCUGCAAGAAGUUUUUUUUUUUCCCCAUGGGAAUGGAUUCCAAAAAGAUUGACAUUAAUACUGAAAAAUGAAUAAAAAAAUCCCCCCCUUUUUUUAUUUUGGCACACAUCUUUAAGAGAAAAUUCAAAUGACCUUUAUGUAAAAGCAUAGUUCUGACGAGAAGCAUCUUUAAGAAAGAUAAGCUUGAUAUCUUAUUUAUGCCUCUUCGUGAACAACAUGCACGUGUUAUUGCAUCACAAAAUAUCACAGCCUAUCAGAAUCCAAUAUGCAAAUGAGGCCCAAACCACAGGGUUUCCAGGGAAAUGGGGCGUAGUAAAAACAUUUAAAAAUGCACAAUGGUAAAUUUCAUUAUGGAAUUAGUACACCACACACUGCAGUAAACAGUCUUUAUCUUUAUUUCUGUAUAAACACGUGACACAAGUGCCGCAUUUCCACUCUCCCCCCCCCCAUUCAUUCUGUCCAGACACUGUUAGUGUAACUAUUUUAUUUACAGACACAUCUGCUUUAUUCCCACUACGAUACAUUCAGUGCAAAUGCAACAAAUAAACUAUACUGGGAUUAGAAGGACAUCUGACUCUUCAGCACGCACGCGCGCACACACACACACACACACACACACACACACACACACACACACACACACACAAUUAACUGGGGUGCAAAACUCCACUCCUGACUGGCUGUUUCCUGUCGCAGCAUCACCAACCCUCCAAUCAGCUGUUAAAUUAAAUGCAAUUACAAAAAGAGAGAUAUAUUUUAACGUGUACAAGUGGAUUGGAUACGACAUCGUGAACGAUUCGAUUGAACGGGUUUAAAACGUAACAGCCAAGGGGAAUGGAGUGGAGCAGCUGUGUGUCGAGACGAGCUACUAAAAAGGGCCAAUGUUUUCCUCAACAUCCAUCAUGAGCAAUCCUCCGCCUCUUAAAGAGCAAGCUUUAUAGCGCAACUCUAAAAUCAGGGUCGUGACUCAAGUGCUGUCCAUAUUAACAGUGUUCAUUAGAUCGCUGAAAACUUUACGCGAAAAUGAUGAGAAGGACAGGAACAGCAAAUAGUCAACCGAUUUUCACCUUUACGCUUAUUUUCAUCUUGCUGUCAGACGAAAAAACAAACAAAAAAAAAACAACAGGCGUUCCUCUCAAAAUCGGAAAACGGCGAGCCUCAUUUAUCAUACUGGAGACAAACGGAUUUAGACGAUUCGUAAAUCGUUCGCAGGAGCAUUUACACACAGGAAACGCAGCGUUCCUGAAAAUCCAUUCAGUCCCGUGCGUGUAAAAUUACGUAUAAGGGAGACUCACUAAUAUGAAACGAUCGAUUGGUUUCAAAUCGCAGAAUUGUUCGUUGCAAUUUUAUAUACACGUGUUGCGAGUACGACGAUUUUGGGAAACAAUUUUGUGAACACCUUCCUUCAAUUAGGACAAAAGUAAUGGCACCCUUUUUUUUUUUUUUU
Molecule: messenger RNA, 5400 nt
Organism: Ictalurus furcatus (blue catfish)
Lineage: Eukaryota; Metazoa; Chordata; Actinopteri; Siluriformes; Ictaluridae
Product: 3-hydroxy-3-methylglutaryl-coenzyme A reductase
Exons: 20
Coding region: 340-2916 (858 amino acids)
Biological process (GO): isoprenoid biosynthetic process; coenzyme A metabolic process; sterol biosynthetic process
Cellular component (GO): endoplasmic reticulum membrane; peroxisomal membrane
Molecular function (GO): NADP binding; protein binding; hydroxymethylglutaryl-CoA reductase (NADPH) activity
Source: RefSeq, a predicted model, not a curated record